This is a messenger RNA of Cyclocybe aegerita, 456 nucleotides long. NCBI's taxonomy places the organism in Eukaryota, Fungi, Basidiomycota, Agaricomycetes, Agaricales, Hemipholiotaceae. The record is from the annotation of a GenBank genome assembly.
AUGUCCGUCACCGAGCGCACCUACAUCAUGAUCAAGCCUGACGGCGUUCAACGCGGUCUCGUUGGCAAGAUCAUCCAGCGUUUCGAGGAGCGUGGUUACAAGCUCAUUGCCCUCAAGCUUGUCCAAUCCACUCCCGAGCACCUCGAGAAGCACUACGCUGAUCUCAAGGGAAAGCCUUUCUUCCCUGGCUUGAUCAAGUACAUGGCCUCCGGACCUGUUGUCGCGAUGGUCUGGCAAGGACUCGAUGCCGUCAAGACUGGUCGCGUCAUGCUCGGUGCUACCAACCCUCUCGGCUCCCCUGUCGGCUCGAUCCGUGGCGACUUCUGUCUUGCCGUUGGCCGUAACAUCUGCCAUGGUUCUGACUCUGUAGAGAGUGCCGAGAAGGAGAUCGCUCUUUGGUUCCCUGAGGGCGUUGUGCAAUACACUAGCGCCUUGGAGUCUUGGAUCUUCGAGUGA